Molecule: messenger RNA, 273 nt
Organism: Symbiodinium sp. CCMP2592
Lineage: Eukaryota; Dinophyceae; Suessiales; Symbiodiniaceae
Source: the annotation of a GenBank genome assembly
AUGCCUCCGGAUGCAAGGUGGGCGUCAUACCACCCGGGCGACUGGUUCACCAUGGUGUCGGACAAUUGGAGCUUGGACGCCAAAGGAGUACCCUGCGUGUAUGAGGACAAGUUCAACGCUGUCUUCAGGCGGCUGGGUCUUGCGCACAAGCUUACCUUCGACAUAGUUUCGUACGACACGGCUCCCGAGACCGACGACAUCUUUGCCAUCCCGAAAGGUGUCGACUGCAGCAGGUCCUGCCCAAACAAGAAAGGCUGGUGUAAAGGCGGCUGA